Cotesia congregata is the source of this 3846-nucleotide messenger RNA. Lineage: Eukaryota; Metazoa; Arthropoda; Insecta; Hymenoptera; Braconidae. The record is from the annotation of a GenBank genome assembly.
AUGAGUAAUAAAAUAGGAUUAUCAACUACGGAGGCAUUAGAAAUUCUUCAUCAUGAAAUUGAACGUGUUUUAAUUGAAUAUAAAGUUGACUAUCAUAAAAAUAAAAAAUUUCAUUGUUGGUUAAAAGAUUCACUCCAUCACAAAAGUCAGUAUACAACACUUUGUUGGACAUCAGCUGUUGCACUGUUUAUAAAUGCCAUCAUCUUAAUAAUUGCUUAUUUAAAUAUUAAUCAACAGAGUGAUCAAGUUUCAUUAUUGCCAUAUGAAGCACUUAUUAUCUGUUGUUUUGUUAUAUUAAAUUUUGUGUUAGUAAUAUCAGAUAAUAUUUUACGUCAUAACGAAAUACCUCACAGGGUUAACAUUCUUCUAAAAAAAAUAAACGCUGCUCGUUUAUUAUGUAAAUGGAAACCGGAAAAUUAUCCACAUCUUUGUACUCCCCUUUCACCUUGCGUAACUCUACAGUGGACAUAUCGUGAUAAUGUUAUUGUUAAUUUACCAUGGGCUUUACUAGUUACUGGUGAUAUUAUUAUAAUAAAACCCGGUCAACAAGUACCUGGUUAUUGUAUUCCAUACAACGAUCCUGAUGGCUCACCUUUAUAUGCUAAAGAAAUUUAUAGCCCAAAUGUUAAUCACAAUACAAAUGAAAUAUUUACAUCACCUCAAGCUCGAAUUCCUUUAAAAAAUAAAAUUUACAUAUUAAAAGAAACCCCUUAUUUAGUUAAUUUACGAAUGGCUUUAGAUCAAGCACUUGAUCGACCAGUUACUUAUCAUAAUCGCAAACGUCAUUUACUUAUGAUUUGUUGCAUUGAACAAUUGACCUAUCCUAUUCUUUUAAUAACUGUUUUAAUUGUAAAUUUAUUACGAUAUUUAUAUUUUUACAAGUAUGCUGGUACUGGCCACUGGACUGAAUUAUUUUUAUUACAACCAAUAGCAGUAACACUUCCAUUAUUGCCAAUUAUUUUUCCAAUAUUUUGGAUUGUUUUAAAUUGUUUUGGUAUGGCAAGAUUCAAAGCUUUAUUUCAACUUUAUCAAUCUUCUAGUAAAAUUUCGUUUGUAGAUCCAUAUGAUGAUACAGAUAUAGCAGGCCCAAAUAAUCCUGAGGUUGUUUAUAAUUGGUCAGAAUUGGCGGAAUAUUUUUUUUCAAUAAUUAUUGGCAAAGAAUUUAUGAUGUCACGUUCAGCAAGUAUUCUUCAUGUAUUAGGAUCAGUUACAGCAUUAUGUUGCAUUGAUAAAAAAGGAAUUCUAUCUUGGGCCAAUCCAACAGCAGAAAAAGUUUUUUUUUUACGUAAUGCCAAUGCGCUGUCUCGUACAUCCAGUUCUAUUAGCCUUGAAAAACCAUCGGAAUCGCCAAGAACAACAACAGAACCUCUAUAUAAAAAUGAACAAGAACAACAUCACCAACAGCAUGAACAAAAACAACAACUGAAACAAGAACAAGAACAAGAUAAAGAAGAAGAACAAAAACAAAAACAAAAACAGCAACAGCAACAGCAACAAAAUCACCGUACAACAUAUGUUCAACAUGUUGCUGAAGUUCUUGAUUUAACUCACGAUCAUGCUUUACCAUUUCGUCUUCAAUUUGAUGAUCCUUCCUGGAGACAUCAUUUAAAUUCUCUAAAACCCUUGGGUUUAGCGAUAUUACUGAAUACGUGUAAUAUGGAAACUCAAGAACAUUAUGCUCAAUUUUGUUGUCACCAACCGGAAAUGGUCAGACGUGAUAUUAAAUUCGCAAGAUCAUUAAGUAUUGCUACAAAACUUAAAUUUCCUUUCCCUCAUAUGGUUGCAGUUGUAAUGAAAGAACGUACCGGUGGUAGUUUACAAUUAUUAACUCAAGGUACUGCGGAUAUUAUUUUAGACUCAUGUAUUGAAUUUUGGGAUGGACAUGAUCUUUGUCCAUUAUCCGCUUCUGAUAGAAAAAAAAUUCAAGAUUUUUAUCAACGGACUAGUUUAACGUCUUACUGUACUGCGUUUGCAUAUCGACCAUUGAUUCAUACCGUCAAUAAUAAAUUAUCAAAUAUUUAUUUAGAACUUCCAUCUGAUAGUAAACACUUGUAUGCACCUCAUAAAAGUCCAACUCCAGUACCUUGGGAUUUUCGAAAUGUUAUAGAUCCACGUGUUAAAGGAUUACUAGGGCAAUUUCAUUCAACAGAUUCCUUACUUUGCACAGAAAAUAAAAAUGAAGAAAUAAAUGAUGUUGACAGUUGUUUCGAAAUGCAAUGUAAUCAAAUAUUCAUUGGAAUGGUAACAAUGCAGUAUCAAGCUCAAGCAGAUAUGGUACAAUUGAUUGAACAAUUAGAAAGAGCGUGCAUAAGAUUUGUUCACUUCAGCAAGGAAAAUGAAUUACGUUCGCGUGUAUUCUCAGAGAAGAUGGGUCUUGAGAGUGGAUGGAAUUGUCACAUUUCAUUGCUGAGCGAGAGAGCUAGGUCAGAGAGUCCAGUAGGGUGUUGGGUGAGCCAAGCAGCUGCUAUGUCCUCACCAACGUCUUCUGAUAAAUUUAAUCAGUAUAAUACUGAUACCUGCAUGAUGAACGAAGAGGCCAGCGAAUUGCUUAAUCGUGUAUGUCCUCGUUCUAAUUUGGAUGUCAGUCGAACAAUGAGUAUGUCUGCACCUAGCGCAAUAAAUAUGGAUUAUGCAACUGUUAAAUUUGAACAAGAUACAACAGAAUGGCAUCAGGAUUCUGUUAUGCAAACUAAAAGUGCAAUGAGUCAUAGGGAACAUGAUACAAUAAAAAGUGAAGACAGUGUAUUGGUUCAAAGUGUUGAAUUAGGAUCUGGACAAGAAGCUUGGAGAUCGUUGAGCUGUCUUACUGAUAGUACUGAACAGAGUGCUCCAGUUAAUUUUGAUUUAUCCAACAGAGCAAAAUUACCUCGAGGAAUAGAUAAAAUACGUCCGCAUAUUGAAAUGGUUGACAAUGUACCUUUAUUGGUAUCGUUGUUUACCGAUUGCAAUACAAUAGUAACUCGUGAAAUGUUAAAUAUUAUGCAAGAUUAUGGUGAAGUAGUUUGUGUACUUGGUUCAUCGGCAAAUGCUGAUAAUAUGCCGAUAUUUAUGCAAGCAGAUGCAGGAGUUGCUGUUGAACCGUUGUAUCCACAAGUUUGUCAAAAAAUUCCUGUUAUGGUAAAUACAAAUGAUGAACAAGGCCCAUCACCAAUUGAUUUAAGCCGAGCUCUUAAUUCAAUAGCUUGUUCAUUAUGUGUAAAACGUGAAGAUCCGAUAGCUUUAUUUCACCUUGUAAUGGAGGCAAGGGAUUACAUGAGAUGUUUAUGGAAUUGUGUUCAAUUUUGGUUGUGUUGUAUUGUAACACUUUCAUUUACCCAAGCAUUAUCAGUAUUGUUAUUAUUACCACCAUUAUUUUCAAUAAGCCAAGUUAUCUGGUUAAUUUGUUUAAUUAUUCCUCUAUUAUCAAUAUCAAUGAUGGCUACACCAAUUGACCCUACAAUAAUGCAGAGAGCUACCGGAAAAAAUCAGUGUGUUGUUAAUAGCAAGGUUGCCUUUUUUGUUAUUUGGUGUUAUGGGAUAAUAAUCUCAUCAGGAUUUGUACAUAGAGAGUAUUUGAUAUUUCAAAGAAUGCCAUUUAAUAAUUUAUUAUGGUUUUGUAAUAUAGUUAUUGUUUUAGGAUUACAGGUUCUUUUUUCUGGUAAUACAUUGUAUAAAUUAUUGAAAGAAGAGCAACGGAAAAAUCAAAAAUUUCCAGUUCAACUGCCAUUAUUUUUCCUUAUAUCAAUUCCACUAGCUUUCACUAUUAACGAAUUGGUUAAGUGGCAAGAAAUAAAAGCAAAUGUACGUCAUCAAAAAAGGGCUCGAUUAGAGUUUGGUACAAAACUAGGAAUGAAUUCGCCGUUUUAA